CGGUGCGUCGUGACUGCGUGCUUUGGUAGCUGUGUGACUGCGAUAAUAGCUAACAGCGCAGACGAUUGACUGCGGAACUAUUGACUCGACCAUAUGGACUCAAAGUCCAGAGGCCUGACACCGGAGGGGUUCCGAUCCCUCUAUAUGGCUUCCGUGGAGAAGGAGAAAGCAGUCGCCGAAGGGAACAUUGCUCUGCCUCCCUUCGACAAUGCCUCUGGUGACGCGGACGUUGUGCUGCGAUCGUCGGACGGCAUCGACUUCUACGUCCACAAGUCGACACUGCGCAUCGCUUCCACCUUUUUCGCGACUAUGCUAUCUCUCCCUCAGGCGGACCUUGCAGGCCCCGGGUUGCCGGUCAUCCCAGUGACUGAAGACAGUCGAGUCCUCAACCAUGUGCUACGCAUCCUUUAUCCCGUCCAUCACCCUGCGAUCACCAAAGCGGUGGACGCAAUACCGCUUCUGCACGCAGCGGAGAAAUACCAACUGCCGUCUGUCACCCUCGCGGUGGAGAAGUCGUUCGUGCUUCUAUGCCACAUGCAGAGCCAGGUUCUUGACGCAUACGCCGUUGCAAGUUCGUUCAAGCUAGACCGUGCAGAAGAGGUUGCCAGCUCUGCAUUCCUGGCUAGCUGUCCAACUCAAGCGGAGUACGGGGAAAACAUCGAUAUGCAUUGGCGGCAACUCCAUCGCAUCGAUGGAAUCACCCCGGCGAUGCUCACGAUGCCAGCGUCGUCGUACUACAACCUGCUUAAGGCCUACCAGAGAUUGACAACGGGGCGUAACGCGCGUACAGGCUAUUCCGAUCUCAUGUCUUGUAUGGCAUCCCAGCGCUGGAGUCCACCCCGCGACUCGGAACCGCGACUUGUAUGGCCAACUCGACGCAGCCGGCGUCAUGCAAGUCCUCUUGUGCGGGACCAGCUCUUCACGCUUGAGGGCAACAAGGAUUCUCUAGUCAAAGAAGUGGUCCAGGUACGAGCCUCGGAUGGCACCGACCUUUAUGCCAAUGUCCACUUCGUUCGCUUCGCAUCACCAGUCAUGGCCGAAAUGCUCUCUGCUGCUGUCCCGAGCGCUUUGGACGGUGACCAAGCGGUAGUCGGCGGGGAAUAUCUGCGCCGUCUCGAGCUGCCUGAAACCGGCGAGACGCUCUCCACUCUACUACGGCUGUGCUACCCGAUGCCCGACCCAGAAGUGAGUGGACCAUCGAUCCACGAGAAGGUGUCGAAGGUGUGCGCUCUGCUGGACGCGGCACUGAAGUACAAGGUCCAGCGUGCCAUCUCGUUUGCGAAGCAGGCGUGCGUACGGGCUGCGGAGGAGGAGCCACUCCGCAUCUACCUCGUCGCGACGAAACACGGCUGGAAGGACGUCGUUAGGCUGGCGGCCAUGUUCGCCGUGUACGGAACGGGUCCGCCGGAGAAGUAUGCGGAGGAGAUGGAAGAGCUGCCGGCAGCACCGUAUCGUCGUCUGCUGGUCUACCGGCAGAGAUGCCGUAACCUCAUACUGUCCUCUCGUGCAUCAUCCCCUAAGGGACCGGGGGCAUCGUAUUGGAGCGACGUCGAGGGAACCCAGUGGACGAACCCUGAGGAGUCCGCAUUAUGGCGAGCCCUCCACAAACAAGCCCUCGAACGGGAAUUAUCGGCGCAGACCGCUGAUUCCGAUCCAGAGGAGGUCGACCCGACCAUCUGUGCAGCCGAUGAUCCUCGCGAUGGUACGACUGCGACUAGGCUCGGUAUCACGUUCGUGAAAUGCACCCACCGAGAUAUCAUGCUUGCAGUCGACGAUUUAAUCAAGAUACCGCUGUGAUCUGAGUAUCUUGUACAUCCACAUAGAUGCUUGCCUCCUUCAAGUUGGAAGCCCGUCCCAGAUGUUCGACUUAUUGGAGCAGGUUCGACUGGUUGCGCUUCCCUGACGAAGCAUUGUUUUGGCAAGCCUUUCAUCAGCAUGUCGUCGACUAUGAGGACUCGAAAUCCACUGAUAGUGAAUCUCUGGAA
Molecule: messenger RNA, 1985 nt
Organism: Rhodofomes roseus
Lineage: Eukaryota; Fungi; Basidiomycota; Agaricomycetes; Polyporales; Fomitopsidaceae
Exons: 3
Coding region: 94-1797 (567 amino acids)
Molecular function (GO): protein binding
Source: RefSeq, a predicted model, not a curated record